Messenger RNA from Beauveria bassiana ARSEF 2860, 354 nucleotides. RefSeq lists its product as uncharacterized. The record is from RefSeq and is a predicted model, not a curated record. The transcript is spliced from 2 exons. Bases 1 to 354 code for a protein of 117 amino acids. Lineage: Eukaryota; Fungi; Ascomycota; Sordariomycetes; Hypocreales; Cordycipitaceae.
AUGCAUAUGCACAGCACAGCACAGCCAAAUGCAAAUAUCAAUUCGUCGCUCUACGGCUGCGGCACAAAUGGUGGUCAGAUGGGUGUGACUGCGGACUUGAGCAACCCGCUGUACAACGCGCCGGAGUACAAGAACAGUGGCGCGAAGCCGGAGGGAAUCAUCAUCAAGAUUGUUGCGCGCCUACCUGAUCACCUAGUCCUCCGCACUCUUACAUUUGACAGCAGUAUCGCCAAACCGCAGAAACCAGACACAGAAAAUAUCGACCACGCGCCAAAAUCACCAGGCAUUCUGUUUUCGGUUCAUUUUCGUACCGCAUGGUCCAGCAAUAUCACAGGGCUCUCGUCGUCCAAGUAG